AGUAUUAAAAUAACUAAUGAUACAGCUGAAGUUGCUAUAUUUGAAGGAUCUCUAUUGGCAGAAGCAAGACAGAAUUUUAACGAGUACAUUAGUCAAACUGUUAGAGUCAACAAAAUUGAAAACUAUAUAGAGUUCGAUUGGGUCAUUGGCCCGAUACCUACUAGUGGUCCAAAUGGCAUAGAAGUAGUAACGAAAUAUUCAACAAUGUUAGCAACGGAUUCUGUAUUUUACACUGAUUCAAAUGGAAAGGAAAUGCUGAAAAGAGUGAGAGAUUACAGGCCGACAUGGGAACUGGAUAAUUCAGAGCCAGCGUCUGGUAAUUAUUACCCAAUAACAUCGAAAAUCGCUAUUAGAGAUGAAGUGCAAGGUAUAGAAGUAGCAGUACUAAAUGACAGAGCUCAAGGAGGAAGCAGCUUAAACGAUGGAGAAAUCGAAAUAAUGAUACAUAAAAACUGUCUUCACGAUGACGGAUUUGGUGUUGGAGAAUCUUUAAACGAAACAGCUUUCGACAAAGGGUUAGUUAUCAGAGGUUCCCAUUUUCUUACUGUCGGCAACAUAAACGAUCAGAACGGUAACUCAAUAUCUGCAAUUGCAAAAGAUAUUGCUCAAAAGAAGCUAUUAGAUUCCUGGACUUUUGUUACACCUCUUGAAGAUAGUGCUGAUGAAUAUAAAUCUAAAUAUAUUAUGGAGUACUCUGGAUUACGUAAAGCAUUACCUAAAAAUGUUCAAAUACUCACUCUAGAACCCUGGAAGGACUCUACUUUCCUUCUUAGGUUAGAACAUUUAUUUGAUUAUGACGAGGAUUCCGUACUAUCUCAAUCGGCCUUAGUAAACUUAACAGACUUGUUUACAGGUUUUGAAAUUGUGUCUUUGGAGGAAACAACUUUAGGUGCAAAUCAGUGGCUAAAAGAUAGCGAUCGGUUGAAAUUUAAAACCAACAGCACAUUGGAACAGCUCUUUUAUGAAGAUUAUAAUACUAAUAUUGAGUAUGCAACCGUUGUGAAGAAAGCAUGGAUAGAGGGAUCAAAAACCAAACCACAGCCCACAUUAAAAGAUAAUUUGGACGAGCUCGAAAUUUCCUUGAAUCCUAGUGAUAUUCGUACUUUUAUUAUUGGUAUUAAAAGAUUUUGAAUUAGGUUGAAUUGAAACACUGGCAUAAAAUUAUUAUAAAUGCAUAAUAGAAAUACACUCUACUUGUUUUAUUUA
Molecule: messenger RNA, 1206 nt
Organism: Sitophilus oryzae (rice weevil)
Lineage: Eukaryota; Metazoa; Arthropoda; Insecta; Coleoptera; Curculionidae
Product: lysosomal alpha-mannosidase-like
Exons: 6
Coding region: 205-1131 (308 amino acids)
Biological process (GO): mannose metabolic process
Cellular component (GO): lysosome
Molecular function (GO): carbohydrate binding; alpha-mannosidase activity
Source: RefSeq, a predicted model, not a curated record